This is a messenger RNA of Zonotrichia albicollis (white-throated sparrow), 5222 nucleotides long. The record is from RefSeq and is a predicted model, not a curated record. Lineage: Eukaryota; Metazoa; Chordata; Aves; Passeriformes; Passerellidae.
AACGUGGUCCAAAACCAUUCCUGGCAAGGUCGAAUUCUUCUCCAGCGAGGGUUCGGACACCUCUAUCCCCAUCCCCAUCGUGCCGCUUCCGGGCGUAGAUGACUCCUACCCCCCCCAGAAGAAAUCCUUCAUGAUGCUCAAAUACAUGCAUGACCACUACUUGGACAAAUACGAAUGGUUCAUGAGGGCUGACGACGACGUUUACAUCAAAGGGGACAAACUGGAGAACUUCCUGAGGAGCCUGAACAGCAGCGAGCCGCUGUUCCUGGGCCAGACCGGCCUCGGCACCACGGAGGAGAUGGGCAAGCUGGCGCUGGAGCCGGGGGAGAACUUCUGCAUGGGGGGCCCGGGGGUGAUCAUGAGCAGGGAGGUGCUGCGCAGGAUGGUGCCGCACAUCGGCGAGUGCCUGCGCGAGAUGUACACCACGCACGAGGACGUGGAGGUGGGACGCUGUGUGCGCCGGUUCGCGGGCGUGCAGUGCGUCUGGUCCUACGAGAUGCAGCAGCUGUUCUACGAGAAUUACGAGAAGAACAAGAAAGGCUACAUCCGUGACCUGAGGAACAGCAAGAUCCACCGAGCCAUAACGCUGCACCCCAACAAGAACCCCCCGUACCAGUACCGGCUGCACAGCUACAUGCUGAGCCGCAAGAUCGCCGAGCUGCGGCACCGCACCGUGCAGCUGCACCGCGAGAUCGUGCUCAUGAGCAAGUACAGCAACACCGAGAUCCACAAGGAGGACCUGCAGCUGGGCAUGCCGCCCUCCUUCAUGCGCUUCCAGCCCCGGCACCGCGAGGAGAUCCUGGAGUGGGAGUUCCUGACGGGGAAGUACCUGUACUCGGGCGCCGACGGGCAGCCGCCCCGCCGGGGCAUGGACUCGUCGCAGCGCGAGGCGUUGGAUGACAUCGUGAUGCAGGUGAUGGAAAUGAUCAACGCCAACGCCAAGACGCGGGGCAGGAUCAUUGACUUCAAGGAGAUCCAGUACGGAUACCGCAGGGUGAACCCCAUGUACGGGGCAGAGUACGUGCUGGACCUGCUGCUGCUCUACAAGAAGCACAAGGGGAAGAAGAUGACGGUCCCCGUGAGGAGGCACGCGUACCUGCAGCAGACCUUCAGCAAGAUCCAGUUCAUGGAGCACGAAGAGAUGGACGCCAAAGAGCUGGCCAGCAAAAUCAACCAGGAUUCUGGCUCCUUGUCCUUCCUCUCCAACUCACUGAAGAUGUUUGUCCCCUUCCAGCUCAGCAGGUCCAAAGCAGAAAGGAAGGAGCUCAAAGACAAGAAGAUCAACAUCCUGAUCCCUCUGUCCGGGCGGUUCGACAUGUUUGCGAGGUUCAUGGGGAAUUUUGAAAAGACGUGCCUCAUUCCAAACCAGAAUGUCAAGCUGGUGGUCCUGCUCUUCAACUCCAACUCCAACCCUGACAAGGCGAAGCAGAUCGAGCUGAUGAGAGAUUACCGCUCCAAGUACCCCAAGGCUGACAUGCAGGUUCUGCCGGUGUCGGGGGAGUUCUCGAGGGCGCUGGCUCUGGAAGUCGGAUCUUCUCAGUUCCAGAACGAGUCUUUACUUUUCUUCUGUGAUGUUGACUUAGUGUUUACCACAGAAUUCCUCCAGCGGUGUAGAGCCAACACAGUUUUGGGUCAGCAAGUGUAUUUUCCCAUCAUUUUUAGCCAGUAUGAUCCAAAGAUUGUUUAUAGUGGAAAGGUUCCUAGUGACAAUCAUUUUGCCUUCACUCAGAAAACAGGUUUCUGGAGGAACUAUGGCUUUGGUAUCACCUGUAUUUACAAAGCUGACCUUCUUCGAGCAGGUGGCUUCGAUGUCUCCAUCCAAGGUUGGGGCCUUGAAGACGUAGAUCUAUUUAACAAAGUCAUUCAAGCUGGCUUAAAAACUUUCAGAAGCCAAGAAAUUGGAGUAGUCCAUGUGCAUCACCCUGUUUUUUGUGACCCUAAUCUUGAUCCAAAACAAUAUAAAAUGUGCUUGGGGUCCAAAGCUUCAACGUAUGGGUCCACACAACAGCUGGCUGAAAUAUGGUUUGAAAAAAACGACCCAAAUUUUGGGAAAAGCAGCAAUACUAAUGGCUCAGUGAGGACAGCCUAAUGUCCAGCUAUGCUGGAAAAGACUUUUUUUUUAAUUAUCUAAUUUAUUUUUGGGAAAAUGUUUUUUGAUAAUUCACUUUUAAAAGACCACACAGGAUAUAUUUUAGAAAUCAUCGUUGUUUUCUUACAAAGCGCUCGUUUUGAGAAGAACAAGGCCCUUGGGUUUUUUUGUUGUUGUGUUUUUGGUUUUGAACAAAACUGUGAUCAAUAUUUGCCUUCAAACAAAACAAAAAAAAAAGAAAAAAAGUUGUUUAAGAGUUAUCUGAUCAGCGGAAAUCUGACUUGAAUUAGAAUUUCCUUAUGAACAAAAGAUUGUUUCCUGCCGUUUCCGUUGCCGUCUUCACGGCUGGGAUUCUGUAAAUGUGGACCUGAGCGUGCAAAGCCAAGUGACAAAACGCUGUGUCUAAAUGUUUUUGGUGUGACUGCUACCGUGCAAAGAUUCUGCUCCUUCGGUUCAGGAUUAGCCAUUAAUUCUCAAAUUGCGUUAGAAAAUCCGAGUCGCUGUGGCGAUGAGCAAGGGUGGUGAAUCGCAGGAGGGGUUUUAUGUUUUUCCCUAAGAGCUGAUUAUUUCAGUUUAAAAACGCACCUCCACUUGUGAUGGGCAGGCGAGGGAAGGAAGUGAGCACAAGCCGUGAUCCGGUCGGUCCUGCUGGGAAUUGUUGUGUUUGGGGUGGUGGGCUCUGGGCUCUGUGCUCACAGAACAGAACAGAACAGAACAGGCUGGGCCGGGCGCCAGGGGAUGCUGAGGAGCAGGGCAAGGGCUGGGGAUGGGAAAGGACAAAGGACAGCACACAGUGAAAAUCCAAAAUCCCUGAGGAGAACCUGAGAGCUCCUCUGCUCGAGCGUCCCCGAUCGCGUCCGUUUCCUUCGGUCACCUGGAGUUAAUGGGAACAAUUAUUGCAUUGGAUUGCUAGUUUUGUUUUGGGAUUUUUUUUUUUUUCUGUAUCUGCUAGACCGUUAAUUUAUUUAAUAUCCAUUGUUUUAGGUUCUUGACCUUUCCUUGAAUAUCUGUUAGUCAUUUUAAUAUUUUAUAUAUAUAUAUAUGCGUGUGUAAAUAUAUAUAUAUAUAUAUUAGGAAUGUAUUGCAUCUUCUCACUGAUAAGGUAGUGUACAUCAUACUUACAGUAAAUGAUCUCCAAAGAUUACUUUCUAAAAUAUUUUUUCAUGGUUUUUUUUUUUUUUUUCUCCCCCAAAUUUCUUCAACAUUUUUGGAAUGACUUCCGUGAGUUUAGGAAUUUUUUUGGUAUUCUAAGAGGAACUGGGGAUGAGGAGGCUGAAUACAAGGAAAGUGUGAUCCCUAUGAGUUAACAUCUAGCAAGGUAAGAGAAAAUACACGAAAUAAAGUGCCUUAAAGCCAGCUAGGGAACCCUGUACACUGAGACUUAGUGACUGGACAUUGUCAUUGAAGCAGAUGAUCUCUUGGGACCUAUGUACCUGUAAAUAUCCUGCUCAGCAGAAACAGAAAAUAAAAACCAGCAAACAAUAUAUUUUUCUAUCGUAUCCUCCAGCCCCAUUUCAUCCCAUUGCCCUCAGUUCCACUUUGCCUGCUCUUUGGGAAGUGGAGGCAAGUGAAGGAAUGGAGAAAACCCAAGGCUUUGGUGGUUGUUGCCACGUUUGAAGGGAUCUUACAGUGCAAUUGCUAUUCCAGUAGAAGAAAUAACCAUUGUUUACACGUGUAUGGAGUAUGAACUGCAACUAGCAUAGUCUGUGUCUUACAAUGUUCAUCAUUUUCUGGUGACAGUCCCAAGGAUGUAGGUGCAUGGAAAAUUUUUCUUUUCCUCUCUUUUUUUUUCCCUUUCUUUCUUUCUUUCUUUUUUUUUUUUUUUUUAAGACUUGCUUCUAAGAUGCAAUAAAGAUUUUUUUUAUUUGCAAUUGGAGCUGCUCACGUCGUCAGUCCGUGUCGUUCCACCCGGCAGAGGCAGAGUCACACACCUGGGAAGUGAGCCCAGGUAAAAGGAGCUCUCUCUUCCAGAGGGUUUUGACCUCUGUGUUGUGGCCUGGGAUGAGCCCAGGGUUUACACCUUGGUCCUGAGGGAAGGCAGAACAAACCCAUUGAUCAGGAGCUGGUGCUGAUGAGCUGUGCCAUUCCCUGGUUUUGACUUUUUCCUCAUGAAAAUGUUAAAAGUGCUUCUGCUGCCUGAAAAUACCCCUGAGUGUACAUUUCAAAUGCAUACAGUGACAAGGCUGCAUGGUGCCCUAAUGUUUUGUGUGUUCAAAACACAGCAAAAAUAAUUAUUAAGUGGGUUGAACACUUAUUUUUUAAUAGCUCUAGGAGUUGUUUGGUGUUGGUGUGAGGACAAAAUUAAGUCCCAAAGCAAGAAUCUUAGGGAUUGCAGAGGUGUUUCUUCACACAAGGGAAAGGGAAAAGGAAAAACCCACCAAAACCAAACCAAACAAACAAAAAAACCCAACUUGUAUUUGUGGUACAGAAAAGAGCUUAAAGAAAAUGCACCCCAAAGGAUGGCAGCAAAAUGGAGGAAAAAAGCCCAUACUUGUACUGUAUUUAUUAACAUUUAUGAUUAUGUAGGACUUUUUUUAGCCCAUAACAGCUGGUAAAAGCAGAAUGGCUGGAAAAAGCCAUUUUGAGAACAGCACCAUGUGGUAUUGGGGUUUUUUUCUCAGUUGCUGCAGUUCUAAUUCUGCUACCAAAUCUCUAUUAAAAGUGAGUUUUGUACCAAGCUUGCAGCAGCCCUUGAGGCCUCACAUCGCAAUUGAUCACAUAUUUUAUGGACUCACAGCUUAAGAGAAGUCCAUUUGAAAGUGAAGUUUUAAUUAUAACCCUUUAUGACAAAGUCUAAACACAUAAACCCCAUUUUAUACUAAAGUAAGUGGCAUUUGCUGCCCCCCCUGUGAGGAGCUGGACAGAAGUGGAAAUCAUCAGCUGGUAGGUGCUGACCCAGCCUUGACAAAAAUCCCUUCUGGGGCUGGGACACUUCAUCCUCAAUUUACUCCGGUUGUUUGCUUCGGACAGAAGUUUCCCUCAGCCUGAGGAAGCAGGAAAAUCAUGGAGGGUUUUCCUCUGGGCCACAGAGGUGUGAGAAAAUGAGAUGGUGUCAUCCUGAAAAUGAAGGAUGUGGUGCUCAGUCUAUAGAGAUGCUUCGGUUCUUUAUUAAAACAAUUUAAAAUGUGAGACA